Molecule: messenger RNA, 5702 nt
Organism: Cryptotermes secundus
Lineage: Eukaryota; Metazoa; Arthropoda; Insecta; Blattodea; Kalotermitidae
Exons: 7
Coding region: 155-1627 (490 amino acids)
Molecular function (GO): protein binding
Source: RefSeq, a predicted model, not a curated record
UUAAGACGAAUAAAAUAAUGACCUUGGAUGGAUUAUAUGUCGAAAUGCUACAUUAUUAAUUAAAAUUAUAUACUUAUAUAAAUAACAGGAUAUAUAACAGUGAUUAUAUAGUUGAAAAUUUUAUUUAGAAGUUAUAAAAUAAUACAAUCUGAAAAUGUACAAGGCUACGUGGAAAGUUGAUGAAAACGAUGAAGCUGUGUUUAUUGAUGCUGAAGAAGAAACAAUCGAAGACAGUGACAAGUGUACCUAUAGUAGGUGGUCGUAUCUGCCAGAUCUAGUACUUGAAAAGGUGUUUUCAUAUUUGUCUAUGAGGGAACGUUAUUAUGCAUCAAUGGUGUGCAGAUCUUGGUACAGAGCAUUUCAUCUCCCAUAUGUUUGGUCAACUUUUGUUUUGGAUGAUUCCACUCUUACAAGGAGGAAAUUCAAUUAUUAUUAUGGUUGGCAGUAUGUAUUGGACCACAUGCGAACACAAAUGUGUAUUACAAAUGUUGGACGUAACUUCCGGCAACUUGUGUUCGGGCCCAUGAUGAAUUUUUUCAACCUCUAUGAGUUUAUGAAUAUGUUAUCAUACUUUGUUGAACGGCCUCAGGAAGAUCUAGGGAUUGGUACCCACAUCCGAACAUUGAGGUUCAUUUUUCCCUGUAAUAUGGCUGUACGAGAUGAGUCAGAACGAGCAAGGAUAUUUGGAACAGGAGGCCGAUUGCUUGAAGCACUGAAGAGGCUAAUGGGCAAUUUGGCAACAUUACGACAUCUUGAAUUGAUAGAUUUGAUGCUGGAGCCUCAUGAGGCUCAGCAUCUCUUGGAUGAAGUAUGUUCUCUGUGUUGCCUCACACUUCACACGCUCAUCAUAAUUAACACAACCAAGCUGCAUUACCAGCUGCUGCAUGCUGGAGUGUUUUUGAACUUGCAGGUAUUAAUGAUCAGCCCUCAGAACCUAGGCGAAGAUCUGGUGCAACUGCUGGGAUACACAAAUCUUCGUCAUUUACACAUAAUCCAGAACCGAUAUACACCAGGAGAAAUUAACAUGAGACCAAUACCUGGUCGAAUUUGGAGGCAGUGUAGACGUUUAAAUUCCCGUCUUGCAAUUCAUUUGGAAGUGGAGGGAGCCAGGGACAGGGAUGUUCUGUGGCAGGAUGGUGCCCCUGUGUACUCAAUACUAUAUGAUUCUCGUCAUAUCAAGAUGGCAUCUGAGUCGGUUCUUACAGCUAUUGAUCUGUACCGGCUUGAUCUUCAUGUUUAUGCCCACCGAGGACUUCCAAGGUUCUACAUGCCAAAAUCUUUCCAUGAACGGGUUGACUCCUUGCUUCUGCUAUUGUGUCGGCAGUGCCCUUACCUGCACACUCUGAUGAUAAGGGAGCGUAUUUCAACAGCGACUGUGCUGCUCUUGGCCCACACUGCACGCAACCUGCAUUAUCUAUUUGUACGUCGCAAUGGGGUCAUAUUGCGAUGUGACUGGCCACAGAGUCCUGACUGGAGUUAUGAGUUCUACCAGUGGCUUCGCUCAUCAUCAAAAUCAUAUGAUGCUACAGAGAAAGAAGUGUCACAAAUAUUAGGCUAUACUUGGUUCAUGCUGUCAGAUCAACAGUUUAAACUAACACGUAUAAAUCUUCAUUAUGAACCUUUCUGAAAGGUUCCUAAUGUGUGUGUUCCCAAAAAUGUCAACUCCACCUGCAAGAUAAAAGUAUGAUUUGACUGAUCUUGCAGAAUCUAAUCUCAGUCUCUCUAACCCUUCGAUUGCCAAGCCUCUGCCAUAAAACUACCUGCUAUAAAUGACAAGGCUGCUUGGAGGUAAUGCAGUUGCAUGGAAAAACGUGAAGUACUUAAUCAAAUGACCUGCAAAUAACAGCAGGUGUAAGUCAUGUGAAAGCCUGUUGUUUCCUCCAGACAUCAGUAGUCACACUUCAGGCCAUCUAUUGACAGAAAUCUAUACUGAUUGAUUAACAAUGACUCAGUCUCUUCACUUGUGGCAAUUUUAAUUGUAACCCAAGUUUAUUUGGUAUCCGAAGGGUUAAACAGAAAAUAAAGUGUGAAAAGUGCUUUAGUAAACAUGUUAUGCCUAUUGAUGUGGUGUACCUCGCGUAAAAUUAGACUUCCUUUCUGGUAUAAAAUAGUAAAUACUAAUAAAUAUAUUUUUUUUGUACAUUGUGCUUUUACAAGUUUUUGUAAAUGAUGCUUUUAUGUUAUAGUUUUUAUAACUUUAGAAAAUUUAAUGUAAAUAAUGAAAAAUCAUUUAAAUAAUUCUCAGGUACAGAGUUUCAACAAUUUGCAUUGUUUAUUGGAGUCAUAGGCUGAUUUCUCAAUUUAUUCUGUUAAGCAUUUGCUGUGCAUAAGGUUUCUUUGCUUUAUGAUCAAAUCAUUUCCAUAGCAGGAAAAGUUCUAGCGGAAGUUUCACACUCUGUUUUUAUAUUCCUUGACUUAAAGUGUGAUACAAGCGUACCAUUUUUUCUUAAAUUUUAAAUAAAUAUUGUGAAUCUGUGCAGAAAGUAUAUAUUUAAACAUUAUUCAUUACUGAAGUAUAGUUCAAGACAAUAUGUCUGCUCAUAGGAUCUACAUAGUGAUGAUAAUCCUGUGCAAAAGAAGUUAUUUUUUCAUCUUUUUCUGUAUCACAAUGUAAUUUUGCUAUGGCACUGGUUCCUGUCUUUAUACAAAAUUUCAGUGUUUUCAAAGAAGAGCUGGAACACCAAAUUAAAAGGAAACAGUACUAUGUAUUAUGGUUAACCCUUUAACCUUUGUCAUUCAUGUGUUACAUUAUGUCGAGGUGUGCAUGAAUCCAGCAGGCCCAGUGUCACUGUUUAUUAUAUAUAAAUCCCAUUACCACCAAGUUAAAAUCGGCUCCAAGCACCAUACCAGCAGAUUUAUAUCUUGAUUUCUGGAUGAUAAAGGUUGAUGGACAAAGUCUGUGUGGAAUUUAAAAGUUCAAUUCCUACCUCUAAUAAAACAUGCCAAGACUCGGUUACCUAGAUUAAUUCAGUGAACUACAUUUAGGAAAGCAAUCACUGUUUUCUCUGAGAACCAAACAAAGCCCAGAAAUGCACUCUGAAAGCAAAAUUUCAGUUCGUUGUAAGCAGGUGAUAUAAACAGUUACAAAUGUGGUAUAAAGAGUUGAAGGAAGAAUUCUCAUAUUUGUCCAUCCAGUUCCACACAUUCCAGGAUCCUGAUCUGUACUUCUUGUGACAUGGUACUGUGAUGGUGUCAUAUUAUGUGAGACAUUUUAAAAUUCAUAGCUAUUUUUUAUACCUGUAUUUAUUCAAAGACACGAUCAUGACGAAUAUGAGGUGGGUAAUAACAAGAUCUACAAUUAUAAUUUAAAAUUUGAGACAACUUUUGCAAGUCAUGUAGGUCCACAUCUGUGAUCAUGAGUGCUCACAAACUUCUAGUGAUCUUGGUUUCAGAGUUAGGAAUUGAAAUCCUUGUAGGUCACAAACAAGUGCGAGACACUAUACUUCUACUGACGUAUACUAUUAAUUAUAGGCAAUGAAUUUCUGUAUAUGUUUGUGUGUGUACAGAACUUUUACCUGGUCUGUGAUCUGCAUGGUUAUGAUAAGUCUGCAUGAACCCCAAACCAUAUGAAAAUACAUGGUCAUACAUCUUUUGUACUUCAUUGGCUCAAAGUGACAGCUCAAAUAUCACAGAUUAGAAUUAAUUUACAUCAUUAACUGAAACGUUCUCACUUAUAGUAAUUUUUAUGCAUAUAUGCUGAUUACUUAUGCUUAGGCAAGCUGUGUUUAUUCGUGCAAUUUAAUAAGAGUUCAUUGUCAUGAUAGGAAAUUUAUGAAAUCUUCUAUAAAUGAAGACUGUAGAUUCUGUGGUUUCAGUGAUAAUCAGAAUAUUUGACACUCGUAAUUAUACAGAACUGCCCAGUUACAUUUCUCAGUUGUUUCCCUAAGUUUCCAUGUGUGUAUAAAGAUAAUUUUAAAAUGUCCAGAAAUAUUGAAAAUGUUUCCUGAAUGUUGUUGAUUGUGAGUUAAAUUAUGUCUGUUAUGUUUUGGAGGCUCACUCUGUCUCCAUAUUCAGGCAAAAAUAGAUAAGGGAGAGGAAAUACCUAUUUAGUCAAGGCUGUUAAAGAGAAAUUUCUUGCAUACUUUGUACAGAAUAUAUUCAUUUAUAGUUAGAGAAUAAAUCUAUAAAUCAGUGCAUGAUAUUUCAGUUUUCUUGGUCUGUGUUUAGGAUUUGAGGUUCUCAGUAUCUUCUGGGAUGUAACGCCAUGUAGUCCGUUAAUUUCAACAGACUGAGAACCUCAAAUCCUACAUAAUGUUCCUCUAUGGGGAGAAUACUCAUUGAGACAUUCAAUGAUUCAAGAAGUUAUGGAUCAAAAGGCCAAGACACCUUUGUUCCCUUCCUUCUCAGGUGCAGGUUAACUUUCAAUGGACUGCCUAGCAUUAUAUACCAGAAGAUAAUUCUUCAUAUUCUCUCUUGUUUCAUGACCAAUGGACAGUAGAUUCUAAGCACAUAUAGUUUACUUCGGUGGCUUUAUGUUAUACUGUAAUGUCGCUUCCAAGUAUUAUCCUCCCAUGUGAUCUUUUCAGGGGUUUUCAUUAUCCACCCAAGAGACUGGGGGGUUUCCCCACUAUUAUCAUUCACAGUUAUCGCUCUCACGAAGUUUUCCACCAACCUUAUUUAUUAUGACAUGUUUUACAAGUAUUAUCCUCCCAAAAGACCUCUUCCCAAGGUCUCCAAACCAAACUUCUGUAUACAUCUCACAGAUUUCUAUGUCAUUUCCAUCAGAGUUUGAAUUUAAUUGUAUCAAGUGAGAAGAAAAUGUGGGGCUCCUCACUGUGUACCUUUCUCAUUCACCCGUUUCAUCUGUAUUAGGCCAAAACAUUCAUGUUACCGUUUUUUCUCAACUACACCAGAUUUCUAUAGAAAUAACUUUGAUGCACAUCAUUCUGUGUAUCCUCUUGCACUGCAAUUUUGGAGUCCAUGAAAAUGAAGUGAUAGGGGAAAUUACAUAAUGAGGAGCUUCAUAAUUUUUACUCCUUACACAACAGGAAAUUUCCAGAUCAGUUGAGCAACUAUCAAAUUUACAUGAAGUUUUCACAGAGACUGUAUGCAAUGAAGUCAACUCAGGCAAUCAGUUAUAUCACUAUGGCAUUAGUAUUCAACACUGUGGAGACUGUCUCCAUCUAUGUCAUCAGGGGUUGAUGUGAUGAGUGUCACAUCCACUCACUGUGUUUAUACCAUGAAGUGCUCUUGGUAAGUUAGGUAGGGAAGACAUUUUCAAAUCAACAAUUGAGAAUGAGAGUUUGCACAAAAUUAGUAAUGAUGACUGCCUCCAUGGUCUAGUUGUCACAGUUCCUGGCUAUAGAUCCAGAGGUUCAAGUUAGAUGCCUGGUGCUAUCAGAUUUUGGGAGUCGUGGGUCUGGAACUGGGUCCACUCAGCCUCGUGAGGCUAAAUGAGGAGCCAUUUCAAGGAAAUAGAGGCUCCAGUCUAGAAAACCGAAAUUAACGGCCGUGGGGAUUCGUUGUGCUGACCAUGCAACAUCCUCUAUCCAUGAAAUUUGGCAGCAACUUUGUCGACAGGUGGUGGUCACUCGUCGGUAUAGUUCGCUUGCAGACUAAAACCACAGAGUUUGUUUCGUUUUAAUGAAGUCAGAAUAGUAAAAGUUCAAUGUUCCCAUAACAUGACAUAAUAAUUAUAACAUAAUGACUAAUCUGUGGUUAAGUUUGUUUAGCUUGUUGGUGUCUUCUGUGAAGAAGGUAUU